Molecule: messenger RNA, 4534 nt
Organism: Nematolebias whitei (Rio pearlfish)
Lineage: Eukaryota; Metazoa; Chordata; Actinopteri; Cyprinodontiformes; Rivulidae
Gene: znf865
Product: zinc finger protein 865
Exons: 1
Coding region: 227-4303 (1358 amino acids)
Biological process (GO): regulation of transcription by RNA polymerase II
Cellular component (GO): nucleus
Molecular function (GO): DNA-binding transcription factor activity, RNA polymerase II-specific; RNA polymerase II transcription regulatory region sequence-specific DNA binding
Source: RefSeq, a predicted model, not a curated record
ACCACUUGAAAGCUUCAUUCCUGAAUGAAAAGUAAACCCAGUUGUACAUUUAUUUGAGGAAAUUCAAGCGUUGACUUUUGAAGGAUUAAAGUGUAUUUUUUUUUUUUUAAAUCAGGGUUUGAACGGAAGCUGGACUGUCUCCGAAAGUCAGACCUUUUAAGGUUAAAAGGGGCUCCUUGCUGUUUGUGGUGACUUUGUGCACAGUGUACGUCUGCUGAAUUGGGAGAUGUUCCAGUUCAGCAAGUACCCCAUGGACAUUCUGGAGAUGCUAAGUGGACACCAAGCCCACCAGUUCAAAGGCCUUGGGUUAGAUAGACAACUAAGCCACCAGCAGCAGGUCCAACUGCAGCACCAGCAGCAGUUGCAGCAGCAGCACCAGCCCUCUGCUGAAGCUACUGGGAGCUUGUUGUCUGGACUUGGACUGGGAUCUCUUCAGAGUUCUCGGACCAAUGCCUUUGCUGAUUCUUCCUCAUUAUUUGCCAAAAUGACUGCCCCUCCCCCAUCCAUAUCCCAUCAGAGCCAGUCAUCCUCAUCGUCCCAUAGCUCUAGAAAGUCCAGUAAGAUUAGCAGUGGCAGUUCGACAUCAGGAUAUCCACAGUUUCUACGACCGUUCCAUCCAGCUGAGGCCGCACUGGCUCAGGAGCAACUCCACUCUGGGAUGGGACGUUUCGACUUCAGUGGAAGCAGUAGUGGAGGGAGUGCUGGGGUGAUUGGCGUUGCACCUGCACCUCCUCCUCCUCUUCAUCCAGGCCUCUCUGUCCCUCAACCCUCUUCUGGCCCAUCGUCCUCUUCACCUUCUUCCUCUACCACUGCUUCAGCAUCCAACAACCCUGCCAGCAGCACUGCAGUCCCCUUAGUUGGCCAGUCCGAUCCACGCAGCCUCCACCAGCAGUUCAGCUGCAUGCUUGCUGCCAACCAGUACUUCUUGUCUGGUGUCCCUACCAACAGUAGUCUGGAGCAGUUCCUUGUCCAGCAGGGCACACACAACCACUUGGGCUUAGGUCUUAGCCAAGGGGCCACCGAGUCUAACUCAGCCCUGGCCCCUCCCCCUUCCCUCCACUCCUCCCACAGCCAUAGCCACAGCACUCCACAGCCUCAACAGCAACAACAGCAGCUAACCCCUCAUGCCUUAUCUCAUCCGCACAGCCACACUCACCAUCCGCACCCCCUCCACCCAGCCCCCCAGCCUGCUCCACUGAGUAGCUUUGAUUUUCAAGGCAUUCCAGUGCUUUCCAGUAACCAGAUAGCAUCAUUAAUGCAGCAGGAGGCAGGCAUUCCCCUCCCCCUUCCUCUGCACCUGUCGCUAUCUAAAGACGAUACAACAAAGUCAGGGGACGGCUCGUCUUCAGCAGUUUCAAGUGGAGGAAGCAGGAGAAAGAAAGCGAUGGCUGGCUACCUGCCCCAGAGGAAAGCGGACAACAACAGCAGCAAUCAGAGCGGUCACAGCAGCAGCAGCAGCGUUGAUAACUGCCACAACAGCAGCUCGAGUGGGCACAGUCAGAGCUCCUCUUCAGGCCUUGUGGGAGGAGGAUCUGGGGGAGUUGGGCUAAGUGGCAUCAGAAGUGAGACACAGCACUCCUCGAUGCUCUCAUCUUCCUCCCAGCAGCAGCAGCAAUCAUCUUCCACUGUCUCCUCAUCUUCAUCUGCCCCCACAUCUUCCAACUCCUCAUCUGUACUUGUAACCAAUGGUAACCAACAACUCCCCAAAUCCCAAGAAAGUCACAAUAGCAUCUCUUCUAGGCAGCCUGAGCCAGAACCCCUUUACCACUGUGGUGAAUGUGGUAAAACCUUCACGCACCUCUCCAGCCUUCGAAGACAUCUUCGUAGCCACGGUUUGACACCAGAAAGCCAAAGCAGGAAGUCUGACUGUAACUCUCCCAGUCCAGAAAGAAUAUUUUGCUGUGGCGAGUGUGGGAAAAGAUUCAAAAAGAGAGGUCACCUCAUCCAGCAUAGUGUCACCCACUCAGAAAACCGGCCUUUUGUCUGCAGCAUCUGCCAGAAGUCCUUUAAUCGUAGAGAGUCUCUCACAAGACAUGAAAAGAUUCACGACGAGAAGCCCUUUCGCUGCCCGGCUUGUGGGCGUUGUUUCCGUGAGAGCACUUCACUUCUCAACCACGCUGCUUCAGGUGCUUGUGGCAAACCACCUCGCAGUUCUAAAAACCGGGCGAGCAGUGGAGGGAAUACAAGAUCCAGCCCGAGCAGCAGUAAAAUGGGAAAUGGUGGCAAUGGAGUAGGAAUUUCAAAUAACGGUGGAGGGAUGGCGGAUGACAAGUAUGCAACAGAAUAUUCCAGAAAUCGAUACCAAAACCAAACAGCCUACAAUAGUGGGAUAGAUGACUACAGACGCUCACAAACAUCAACACUUUACUCCUCAGAAAGUACAUUAAGCAAUGAAAUGACCAGUCAAACUCUACGUAAGGCCCCUUUAGCCCCAACUCUUCAUCCCCAUCCACAAAGUCAGCAGCAGCACCAGCAGCAGCCCCACCUUCCCUUGUCUUCCCUAUUGGAUGAUUCAGAGGAUGAGGUCACUAGCAGUGCAAUGUCAGCCAUUGCAGCUGCUGCUGCAGCCUCCUGUGAUAUAAACUCAGAAAGUCGAGAAGGAGAAAGGAGGGACAUCAUUGGAGGUCUUCUGGGAGGAUUGGGUUUUGGUAACUUAGGUGGGCCGUCAUCAACAUCUACCCUGAAUGGUUCAACCUUUCCUUUAACCCACCCCAGCUUGCCCCAAGUAAAGCCCAAAAGGCCACGGAAACCCAGAGAAAAAAGGGACCCCAACACCGUCGUGAGGAGGAGGAGGAGCCCAGCGCCUCCAGGGGACGGCUCAGAGAGGCCUUAUGGGUGUCAGAUUUGUGACAAACGCUUCCGAAGGGCGGAAACUCUGCGGCGCCACAACCGCGUGCACACAGGAGAGAAACCUCAUGGCUGCGAGGUGUGUGGCAAAAUGUUCCGUGAGCCCUUCCACCUCACCAAACAUCUGACUGUGCACUCUGGUCAAAAGAACUACAAAUGCAAUCUUUGUGGAAAGAUGUUUGCUUACGCACAGAGCCUUGUUAGACACGGCAAGUUGCACAGAAAAGGUGAAAUUGACAACCAGGGCCGGAGAAUAAAAGGUGCUGCUGCUGCCAUCAGUCAAGUUGCCAAUUCAGGGAACUCUGACUACUUCUCAUCGUGUUCCCAAGAAGAAAAGUCUCCAACCUCUGGCACCCCCUCUCAGAGGCUCUACACCUGCACAGUGUGCUGGAAGUCAUUUCGCCACUAUUUCCACCUUACAGCACAUCAACAGACUGUCCAUGGCGGGGGGGUGGGGCUUGAGAAGUCCUAUCGUUGUGAGGUAUGUGGCAAAGCCUUUGCCUACUCCAACAGUUUAGUGCGACACAAGUUAUCGCAGCACGGCAUUGACCGCGGUGGUCAACGCGUCAACCAGUCUCAGCCAUCUGAAUACUCGACGCUUUUUUACGAUUCCAGCGUAAGUUCCAACUAUGCUGCAUCAUCCCACAUUCAUCAAGGGGUUUCAGAGCAGCAACCACAGCAGCAGCCACAGCAGCAGCCACAGCAGCAACAACAAAUACAACACCCUUUUCCCUACCAUGCAAAAAACUUCCAAAAGCGACAUGGUCAAACAAGAAAGCACCGAAAGAAGAAACGGCGAAUAGUGAUCCAUAGCAUCAUGAGAGAUGGGAAGCUGGUGGGUGUUCCUUUGAGUAAAGACACUCGGAGGAAGCUAAUGAUGCUGAGGAGAAGAAGGGGAAAACGGCAGGCUCAGUUCAACAGAAAAAAGCUGCUGGCCCAAAUUAGAAAAAAGGGGUGUAUAAUGAAAGUCAAAUCAUGGUGUGGGGGGGCUGUCAAAGUUACAGGACUCGCUUGUAUGGAUGUCCCCCUCAAGCGCUUCCCCUGUCCCAUCUGCCCCAGUACUACAUAUGCCAAACAGGGCUCUCUGCUGGUGCACCACGCCGUCAGGCAUCCACCAAGAAACUCGGGCCGUAACGCCCGUCUGAGGUGCCAAGUGUGUGGACGACGGACCUCCUCGUUACACAAAGCCUUGAAGCACAGAGGCCAGCAUCUGAAGCAAGCUGCAUUCCAGUGCCACAGAUGCCACCAUCGUUUCUGGAACCCUCGUCUCCUGGCCCGCCACAGGUUCUCCUGCAGGGGGACAACCAUCGGCGGCAUGGGUAAAUCCUGGGACCUGACAAAGGCUGGAUUACCGGCUACUGCCCAGUCAUUUCGUGAGCAUUCACCCGUCCACUUGUCAAUUCCAUCUCUGGUCCAGCCUGAUAGAUCAACAGUUCUAACCGAGUACGCUCAGUAAAACACACAAUAUUUUUUAGGUUUUUUUUAUAGAUUGUUUUGAAAUUUAUUUUUUAUUAAAUAAACCAGGAUGCGAACAAGAGCUAACGUGUUUUUAAUAAAUAAGUGGGAGAACGGGGAGGACAUUACAAAACGUCCUCGUAUCCCCACGUGGCGAAACCUGUCUGCAGUCCAGACGUACUACAGCAAAGGUGGUUGACAAAAGGACAUGAACUUCUAAAGGCCUAAAGUU